Messenger RNA from Manihot esculenta (cassava), 318 nucleotides. RefSeq lists its product as uncharacterized. Lineage: Eukaryota; Viridiplantae; Streptophyta; Magnoliopsida; Malpighiales; Euphorbiaceae. The transcript has 2 exons. The record is from RefSeq and is a predicted model, not a curated record. The coding region runs from base 1 to 318 and encodes 105 amino acids.
AUGGAAAAAGCUGGUGCGCAUCGUAAGUUGCAACUACAAGAGCUGGAAGAAAUUCGAAAUGAUGCUUAUGAUAAUUCCAGAAUAUACAAAGCAAGAACCAAGGCAUUGCAUGAUCAAUUAAUUUCUAGGAAACAAUUUUUAGUUGGUCAAAAAAUUUUGCUAUAUGAUUCUAGACUGAAGUUAUUUCCUGAAAUAAGAAGUAUGGACACCACCAAGUCAUUCAAGGUCAAUGGCCAUCGUUUGAAGCAUUUUUAUGAGAAUUUCGAGCCACAACAGGUUGAGGAGGUUAAUCUCAGUGAUUUUCCUCCAUUUCCUUAA